UCGCCGGACGUUUGUUCCUGGCACACGUUUGUGCUUACUCUUACACAAACCGUCUAGCUAUCAACGGAUAAAUUUGUUUGUUUGUCAAUUUCUUAUCUUACAAAAUUCAUAAGUUCAAUAUCAUGGAAGUGUUAAUUGACUGCUAUUUUGAUCGAUUGUUCGAUGGAAUGGAUAGAAGUAGUCUUGCAUCUCGACACAAAAGACGACAACUUGUGAAAUUCUUUUCAGAUGUCAUAAAAAGUUGCGCAGAAGCGGAGAAUCUCGAGAAAGCGGAUGUCUGUGAGCGUAUAGUAAGGGCAGCACUGCGCUACCACAGCAUUUCAAUGGCCGAGAACGGCUCGGUCUGUAUGCUCGGCAAAUUCCAUAAUGUCCUUUACGUGGCUGCAAAGCUCUGUUACGACUGGCAGAUCAACAACAACGAGCUCGUCGCUAAGAUACUCGAUGAUAUGUUCUACUGCGAGAAAACGUUCGAGAGAAUUUUCGUGGGUGCGAUUUUUGGAACGAGAGUCACGCACUUUUUGUCCGGCUGGAAAAGUGACUUUGACGACAGAGAAGAGAACAUGCUGGCGUUGGUUUACUUUUUGGAUCACGCGGUGGCUGGUCGUCUGGAGUACGACUGCCAGAGGCUGUCGUCGAGAAGAAGAUUUAUCGACGUACCGAUGGAAUCGUACGGUCAAGUUUUACCUCUGCGUGUGGCCGUGCAGAAUGGUUCUCCCGACAUUUUGCAAAUAAUGCUGCGCUACGGAGCCUCCACAGAAAAUGACAAAUUGGCUCCGGCUCCCAUUGAGAUUCUGCUCUCGCGUCUGAACGAGUACGACGAAGACGUCAACUGUCCUCAGCAUUUGCUCACCUGUCUCAAGCUCUUGCUGCGAACGAUUCCGAGCGUGUACAUAAAAGUGCCAAGCCACGUAGCCGAGACCUGUGGCAUUCAGAGAGUCUCUGUUUACGAGCAAUAUCCGAAUCUCACCGAUAAAAAUCUCUUGCCACCCGAAAGGUCAGGAAUUCGUCCACCUGAACUCAGGCACUUGUGCAGAUGUCGGAUACGACAGUGUUUAUUCGAAAACUGGGCAUUGCCACACGGUAUAAGACAACUGCAGAUACCAAAGACGCUUCAGGACUAUCUUGAUUUAUUGGCUGAUUGAUCCGUUGCGAUGUUUAAGAUCUUGUAAAAUUCUUCUGGCUCUGUGAUUUGAAAAUCUGUUUGAAGACUGAAUAUAUGCCAGUAUUUUUGCAUUUUCAUACUUAUUCAAUUUGUAAACAGAUUAGUAUUAUAAAACCGUCGUCAACAUCAUCACCGUGUAUUUCGAAAUUACUGAAUUAAAUACAAGUUCAAUUUUUGUACA
This is a messenger RNA of Nasonia vitripennis (jewel wasp), 1343 nucleotides long. RefSeq lists its product as uncharacterized. Lineage: Eukaryota; Metazoa; Arthropoda; Insecta; Hymenoptera; Pteromalidae. The transcript has 3 exons. The record is from RefSeq and is a predicted model, not a curated record. The coding region runs from base 123 to 1142 and encodes 339 amino acids. Gene Ontology annotation, biological process: intracellular signal transduction.